This is a messenger RNA of Xenopus tropicalis (tropical clawed frog), 2210 nucleotides long. It is a transcript of the gene poglut2, whose product is annotated as protein O-glucosyltransferase 2. Lineage: Eukaryota; Metazoa; Chordata; Amphibia; Anura; Pipidae. The coding region runs from base 342 to 1835 and encodes 497 amino acids. The record is from RefSeq and is a predicted model, not a curated record. The transcript has 10 exons.
AGUUCAGACAUCGGCUAAUAAGGAAUGUCUGAGAAUGUGCCUUUAUAUCAUUGUUAAAUCUCUUGUGAGGCCUCCACAGCUUCCAUCUGGGCCUGCUUCCCAGGUUAUUACGCAGGAAAUAAGUUUGCUGAUAAUCCCAUAUUAGGGGGGGCCGGAAUCUGCUUCUAUAUGCAUUAAAACCAGUCCAUGCCCAGCUGCCCCAGGCUGUGCCUCCCAUAUCCUCUGCAGACUCCCGGGGCAUCUGGAAUGCAGACAGCAGCUCCAGCUUUCUUGGCACGGACAUGAAACACAUUUAGUCUCGCCUUUAUCCCUCGCUUGUGGGUUUUGGGGGAGACUUGUCAAUGUUUUGGCAGAUUCUAGUGGCGGCCACUGUAACAGCCCCCUUGGGCAGCACUACAAGCCCUCCGAGUGUUAGCCCUGAGCUGAGCCAAGUAUGGGGCCCCGGGCUCAAAGCACAAGUAGUGCUGCCAGCACGUUACUUCUUCAUCCAGGCUGUGGAUACACAGGGGAAUAAUUAUACAUUUUCUGUGACAACAAAUGUGUUUCAAGUGAGGAUCACCGCACCUGCAGAGCAAUAUACAAGAGUGGGAGUCCAAAUCCUUGACACAAAAGAUGGUUUAUUCAUUGUCAGGUACAGAAUGUAUGCAAGCUACAGUGACCUGCGGAUAGAGAUUACAGCAUAUGGCAGACAUGUUGCAAAAUCUCCUUAUAUUCUAAAAGGUCCAGUUUAUAGUGAAGACUGCUACUGUCCUGAGCCAAAGAGUGACAUCUGGCUAGCUCAUAUGUCUUGUAAUGAGUCUAUUCCACAAAUUCAGAGGGAUCUGAAACCCUUCUCAGCUAUUGAUCCAGACAAGAUUUCUGUUGAGGUACCAGAAAGAUUUGGGCAGCGCCAGAGUUUGUGUCAUUACACUAUUAAGAACAACAAGAUCUACAUUAAAACAUAUGGUGAGCAUGUUGGCUUUAGGAUUUUCAUGGAUUCCCUUCUUCUUUCACUGACCAGUAAAGUAAAAGUUCCAGAUAUUGAAUUUUUUGUCAACUUGGGGGACUGGCCACUGGAAAAAAAGAAAACCGGAGACAUUCACCCUAUCUUAUCCUGGUGUGGAUCCUCUGAUUCUAAGGAUAUUGUAAUGCCUACAUAUGACUUAACAGAUUCUAUUUUGGAAACGAUGGGACGAGUGAGCCUAGACAUACUGUCUGUCCAAGCAAAUUGUGGCCCUAAGUGGGAAGAAAAGAAUAGUACUGCCUUUUGGAGAGGCCGUGAUAGCUGCAAAGAGAGACUUGAGCUUGUGAAGCUGAGCAGAAAGCAUCCAGAUUUGAUUGAUGCGGCCUUCACCCACUUCUUCUUUUUUAAACAUGAUGAAAGCCUUUAUGGUCCUAUUGUGCAGCCCAUUCCAUUUUUUGACUUCUUCAAGUACAAAUAUCAAAUACUAAUUGAUGGUACGGUAGCAGCUUACAGAAUGCCAUAUCUCCUUGCUGGAAACAGUGUCAUCCUCAAGCAAGAUUCAGUAUACUAUGAACACUUUUACAAGGACCUCCAACCCUGGAAGCACUAUGUACCUUUCAAAAGAGACCUCAGUGAUCUGCUUGAAAAAAUUCACUGGGUAAAAGAUCAUGAUGCUGACGCAAAUCUCAUAGCUGAAGCUGGAAGGGAGUUUGCAAGGAAUAAUCUCAUGGGGGAUCAUAUAUUCUGCUAUUACUUUAAGCUUUUCCAAGCUUAUGCAAGUUUGCAAAUCAGUAAGCCAAAAAUAAGAGAAGGCAUGAAAAUUGUGGAAUUCCCUUCAAAUGACUUAUUUCCAUGUGAAUGUAAAAGAAAUAUGGGGAAGGAUGAGCUAUGAUCCAGAACUAUUUAAUGAACCAUUAGGAUACACUUCACAAGUGUCAGUUUUAAUUCCAGAGGAUCUGAUAUUUAUAAGACAAUUAAACAAAUGCUUCUGUCAUGCUUUUCAAAUAAUUUCUCUAUUAAAAAUACAAUCCUUUUUAUAUGGUAUUGUCAGUAAGAUGUUUAUGUUUCAUAAGGGUAUUAGAAAAACUCAAAUUAUAGCUAUGCUAAAGAAUACCUGCUUAUAAGGCUAACUGUAUGUAUAUAAAUUCCAUAAGGCUUUCAAGAUGUGUCAGUAUGUGUAGGUAGUACAUACAGUAUAUUCAUAUAGUACUAAGUCAUUAUAUUUUAGUGACCACUUAAAUAAACUGAUAAAUCAGUUGAACUUUUA